Messenger RNA from Odontomachus brunneus, 1322 nucleotides. RefSeq names its product 1,5-anhydro-D-fructose reductase. Gene Ontology annotation, molecular function: oxidoreductase activity. The transcript has 4 exons. NCBI's taxonomy places the organism in Eukaryota, Metazoa, Arthropoda, Insecta, Hymenoptera, Formicidae. The record is from RefSeq and is a predicted model, not a curated record. Bases 220 to 1188 code for a protein of 322 amino acids.
UAGUCGUAGUUACAUUUUAAUACAUACGAUUAUAUAAAAAAUAUAAAUUGAAAAUUUAUCCAUUGAAAGUUGCCGUACUGCUUAAAUAACUCGAGAUAAAAUUGAAGGAUAUGAGUGAAAGUUGAAACGAGAGCGUGGUGGGAUCAGAGGUAUUAUUACCGGCAUUGCUUCUCAGUCUACUGCAGUCUUGCUUUUGCAUUCCUACAAAAUACUUCAUAUAUGGCGUUAAACUUAAAUGUACCUCUGCCAACUGGGCAAACAAUACCCAUUUUGGGGUUUGGAACUUGGAAUGCAAGUGAAGAGGAGGUUGAAACAGCUAUAGAUAUAGCUUUGGAAGCAGGAUAUAGGCAUAUAGAUACAGCUACUGUAUAUGAAAACGAGCGUGCUAUUGGUAAUGUUCUGAAAAAAUGGUUGGAUUCAGGUAAAAUCAGUCGAUCUGAGCUUUUUAUUGUAACAAAGGUCCCACCUUGUGGUAUCAGAUCAGAAGACAUAGAAAAAUGGAUAAAAAAAUCACUUUGUAACUUGCAAUUGACCUAUUUGGAUUUAUAUUUGGUACAUGUUCCGUUUACGUUUAAAAGUGCUGAAGGAGAAUUAUAUUCUUAUAAUGAAGAAGGAGAAAUAAUAAUUGAUACCAGCACAGAUCACUUAAAAGUAUGGUCAGCAAUGGAGAAACAAGUGCUAGAAGGGCGUACCAAAGCAAUUGGAUUGUCAAACUUUAACAUUUCUCAGAUAAAUAAGAUUUUGGCUAAUGCCAAAUUGCCUAUCUCAAAUUUGCAAAUUGAAUUGCAUGUAUAUUUCCAACAGAGGAAUUUGGUGGAAUUUUGUCAAGACAAUAAUAUUACAGUAACAGCAUAUGCACCUUUGGGCUCACGUGGAUUUGUCAAUCAAAUAGGAAAAGGAAACAUUGUGCCAGAUCCAUUGAAAAAUUGUGUUGUGUUAGAAAUAGCAGAAAAGUACGAGAAAACUCCUGCUCAAAUAUUACUCAGACAUAUUAUUCAGAAAGGUAUAAUAGCCAUCCCAAAAAGUAUAAAUCCUAAAAGAAUUGAACAGAACAUAGAACUAUUCGACUGGGAACUUCAACAUGAAGAUAUGAUUAAAUUAAACAAUCUUGACACAGAAGAAUUUGGCCGAAUUUGUGAUUUUGGGUUUUUUAAAGGUGUCACUAAACAUCCAGAAUUUCCUUUCUAAAAAUAUGUUGUUAACCUUUAGACUGCUAGGAUAGCCACUUUUGUGACUUUCGAGUUUGGGUUAAAAUACUAUUGUUUUUAGUAUUUUAAAUAUUAAAUGUAUUAAAAAUAUAUGUGUGUAUGUAGCCUACGCAA